AUGUUAAAAAUAGCAAUCUUCCAGCGCGUGUCCACGUACGCACACCGGGGUGACCUGGCGGGGCUGUCGCGGUGGCGCCUCGGAUCCCUGAAGCGAGAAGGGACGGCGAAAGCGCGGGCGAGCGCGGGGGACGCGGGAGAAGGGGAAGGUGGCUCCAAGGCGCUCUCGCUGCACAGCGGCGCCAAGAAAGGCGGCGACCCCGGGGGCCCCCUGGACGGGGCGCUAAAGGCCCGCGGCUUGGGCGGCGGAGACCUGUCGUUGAGCUCGGAUUCGGACAGCUCGCAGGCCAGCGCCAACCUGGGCGCGCAGCCCAUGCUCUGGCCGGCCUGGGUCUACUGCACGCGCUACUCCGACCGGCCGUCUUCAGGCCCCAGGUCCCGCAAACCAAAGAAGAAGAACCCCAACAAGGAGGACAAGCGGCCACGCACGGCCUUCACCGCGGAGCAGCUGCAGAGGCUCAAGGCCGAGUUCCAGACCAACAGGUACCUGACCGAGCAGCGGCGCCAGAGCCUGGCCCAGGAGCUCAGCCUCAACGAGUCACAGAUCAAGAUUUGGUUCCAGAACAAGCGUGCCAAGAUCAAGAAAGCCACGGGCAACAAGAACACGCUGGCCGUGCACCUCAUGGCGCAGGGCCUGUACAACCACUCCACCGCGGCCAAGGAGGGCAAGUCGGACAGCGAGUAGGCCGGGCGGGCGGCGCCACGCAAUGCAAUAAUUUAAAGUCGCAAAUAAAGGGCCAGUGUAUAAAGAUUAUACCAGCAUUCUUAGUGAAAAGAUCGUGUAUUAGCUACGGUUCUGCAAUAUUCUAUGUAUAUAUAAUUUACAGGUGGUGUAAAACCCAAAAUAUGACUAUAAAAUAUUUUUUGAUUUUUUUUGUGUUUAUGAGAUUAUGUUAAUUUUAUGAUUUUUUUUUUGUGUGACGGGGACCACUUUCAUCUUUUUUAAUCCCCUAAGCUCCAUUAUGGGACAUCGGACACUUUUUUUUUUUAAUUUCAAAAUAAGAAAAAAUUAAAACAACUUGCUGAAGUCCAAAGAUUUUUAUUGCUGCAUUUCACACGACUGUGAACCGAAUAAACAGCUCCUACUUGGUCUAUGAGUUCUGCCACUUUGUUUGUGUGGGCUUGGUGAGGUCAGCAGGAGGGGGUCACACCCCAGCCUCUGCCAGGGCAGCACCAGGGCCAUGGCCUGCCAGGAGACGUUGGGGUUCUCGGAGAAGUGUGGGAGCGUGGCCGUGGGGAGUGCAGGCGCCCUGGGCCCUGCUCCGUCCCUCCCCUCCUCCUGCCUUCUCUCCCUGUCCCACUUGCCCCUCGCCAGGCCCUGCGUGCUUCUGUGCUGCCAUCUGCGUCUGUCACUGUCCCCUGUCCCGCCACCCAGUGCUAGCGCCAACUCUCCGUCUCCGGGCACGGGGGCUCCCCGGCAGAGAAUUCCGCGAGUGGUAGGGUGACCUCUCCCCUCCUCCUGGCCCCAGCCCAGGGGAUCUGCAGCUCCACCGGCCUCCCAGAAAUCCGCAGGGCCGAGCCCCAGAAAUGGCGGGGUCCAACGGCUCCGGGUGAGCGGAGUUGGCAUUUUCUUCCUUUCCUUUUUCUCUUUUCUCCUUUUUUUUUUUAAAGUGGCCGUUUCUGCUUUCGAGAGCAUUCUCUCGCGGUGACUCGUGUGUGUCUACAGACGCACUACGCGUGGACACACACAUGAGCCACAGUUCCAGGACAUGUGACUCCCUGGAGUUUUAAAGGCACUCAGAAUCUCCCAGCAUCUAGAGGAAGGAAGAAAACAUGUAAAUAAUCCUUUCUUACCACUUUUUGUCUUUUGUUGUUUUUUUAAUAUACAUUUUAUUUUUUUGAAGGUGCGGUACAGUGUAAAUUAAAUAUAUUCAAUAUAUUCCUGCCAAGUACAUAUAUAUAAACAAACACAUUACCCUAUAUAUAUAGUUCCACUCCGUCUUCCAUUUAGUGUAUGGAAAAGGACUCGAGUCCAAAUGUCUAUCUGUGGUCGGGACAGCCCAGGGUGUGCCCAUGGCGGAGACGGGAGUCAUGGCUGUCCCCUGAGGACCGAGGGUGAACUUCUCUCUUUUUGCCUUAAACCUCUUUAUUUCACUGCGAUGAUAGUUUCACUUUGUACACACUAGUGUAAACCUUUUUAAAAAGGAAACUAUGAAACAAAAGUUGUAAUUUAAAACUCUGUGAAUAACCAUCUGCUGCUUAGGAAACUCAAUGAAAUGCUAUGCCUUUUUAGCAGGAAGAAAGUUUUUCGGUUUAUUUUAUUUUAUUUUAUUUUUUUGUUGAUAAAACAUGUGCAUUUUACAGUUCCAGUAUCCAAUAUUUAUAAUCUUAUGAGCAAUGAAUGUUUCUAUUUACAACUGUGGUUAUCAAAAUUGUGAACAUCCCCCCUGCAUUUUUGUGUGUUUCAAUUCUUGAAAGUUACAUUAAAUAAUAAUUUUAAAAAACUA
Molecule: messenger RNA, 2446 nt
Organism: Pteropus alecto (black flying fox)
Lineage: Eukaryota; Metazoa; Chordata; Mammalia; Chiroptera; Pteropodidae
Gene: EN2
Product: engrailed homeobox 2
Exons: 3
Coding region: 1-684 (227 amino acids)
Biological process (GO): multicellular organism development; neuron differentiation; regulation of transcription by RNA polymerase II
Cellular component (GO): nucleus
Molecular function (GO): DNA-binding transcription factor activity, RNA polymerase II-specific; RNA polymerase II cis-regulatory region sequence-specific DNA binding
Source: RefSeq, a predicted model, not a curated record